Messenger RNA from Podarcis muralis (Common wall lizard), 12668 nucleotides. The record is from RefSeq and is a predicted model, not a curated record. Lineage: Eukaryota; Metazoa; Chordata; Lepidosauria; Squamata; Lacertidae.
GUGGCAAGAAGUUGGAAGAAGAAUAGGAGCUUGGAGAGAAAGCAAGCAAGUUUUUAUUAUUAUUUAAAAAAAAUAAGCCAAGAGCAGAGAUGACAAAAUGGCAUAGAGUGAGAAGUACAGAUCAGGUGGACAUUCAGAGUUCUGGUGGUGUUAAAAAGUGACAAGUGGUAAAAAAAUUGAGCAGGGGAGGACUAAAGGACUCUGGAACUUCUGCCAAGAAAAAUCAGCAGCAGGAUAAAUCAUUACUAGGAUAGAAGGCAUAGAUUUGGCAAGCUUAGAUAGAACAAAGAUGGAAGACUCCUUAAUUCCAGCUGAUGGCUUGAAAGGAUGUUGGGAAAAUAUACUUAGAAUAACAGCCCCAUAGGAUUUUGAAUUGAAUAUGAAUCCUGAAACGAUUCCCUAAUCUCUGUGUUUCUAGAUGCUUAGAGAAAAGCGUUAGCUAAUAAUUUAUUGUAGGAAAGAUACACAUCUCACAAGUACUUUUGAAGCAAUCCAAAAGCAGCUGGAGCCAAAUACACGUUCAUAAUGAAUCCAGGAGAAGCUGCCAAGAUUACAAGGGAACAGAAUGAUUCCAUCUAUAAUAUGAGCCAUGCCAAACAAAUACCAGAGUUGCCGCCUUUGCCAGGUUUGGCUGCAGAAGACCCCUCUGAACUGUAUCAGAUGAUCCAAAAUAGCAGCUUUUACCCUUCUCUGAUGCAAAGAGCAUCCUGGACUUUGGCAGCUCCCUUUAAAGAGCAGCGUCAUUUCCGGAGCCCCAGCAACUCCAUUGCCAAUAAUUACACCCUCACUGCACAGAACUUGAAAAUGAAAGAUCUGCGUAAGAUAGUUUCACCUUUAAAGGCAAGAAAGCCAGCUGGGACCACAAGACAUUCUCCACCUCCAAAAGAAUUUGCUCCCUCUGAGAAGAAGAAAAAGCUUUCAUCAGGAAACGUUGCUGAUGACUAUGACAGGGUGAUGGCAAUAGAGGAAGCACACAGUUUUGAUUUGCUACUGACACCGGAUAAGCAGAAAUCUGAAACAGGAGUUAUCUGUUAUUCUGACAACCAGCCUCUAACUCCAGAAGAGCAGCUUGUUGUGAUGCUCAGGCAUGAGGAGGAAAUAAGUAAAGGAAAAACUCUACCCACAGAGAGUGAUCUGCAGCGAUACUGUUACUACAUCCAUAAAGGCAUCCGGAAAGAUAUGCUGGCACCACAGAACAAAGAAGUGAUGGAUAGCAUUUUAAUGCAUAUCCCAAGUCAUUUUCUCACCAACCCAAUGCUGGAGACAUUACUGAAAGAAUUAACCGAAGAGAUUCAGAACGAUUAUCAUAUUUGGCUCAUGAAAGACAUUGUUGAUUACAUCCUGAUGGAUCCAGAGGAGAGGAAGAGACUCUUUAUAUACAACAUUCCAUUGCCUUUUCCUCGAAGAGUGAUUCGUGCACCAGUUCCAUGGCACACAAUCUACCAAGAAGUGAGAAGCUGGAACGAAGGUCACCUCUUCACAGUGAAUCCUAUGAUGCUUACUUUGCAACGCCUCUGGUUCUCAGAGUUUUGCAACCUGAGGUUUGUUCGUACUCAGGAAAUCCUCGAGGGUGAUUUGCCACUGCUGCCCAGCGAGUUUGAAGACUUGGUCCGAAAACAUUGUCAAGAAGCUCAUGAUAUUCUUGAGAACAGGUGGAUUCCAACAUGUGCAGAACUGUUCAUUGAACAGAAGCAAAACUGGCUGCAUCUUGCUCCCCAGAACGACUUUGACUCUUCUCAACUGAUAGAAGAAUAUUUUGCUUCGGUAGCCGUCCUCAUGUCUUUACAGCUACGGGAGAUGGUCAUUAAUUCAUUAGCGGAUCUCCUUUCCUUUUUUAGGAUACAUAAGGACGGAAAUGACUUUGGAGAAACUUAUCAUGAAAUGCAAUUCUUCAUACCACAAAUGUUGGUCAUCAAACUGGAAGUGCAGGAGCCUGAUAUUAUAUUUGAGCCAGAUGUGGAAGCUUGUUGGGAUUUACUGUAUCACUGCUUCAUGGAGGUUCUGAAAAAUUCUGAGGGUCUUCCAAAGGUACAAGUUAAACUAUUCCCAGAAUUAAAAGGGGAUGACCUAAUUCUUCGUACUGUCCAAGCAGAUGAAUCAUUAGUUUCAGAAUAUGUGAACAAAACUGCUGAGAUAUUUAAUCACAAUCUUGUUGGUCCGCGAAAAUACUUAAGCGUGUACGAGAAGUACAGCGAUCUCUUGAAUAACAAUGCAGAAAAUGACGUGACUGAGUUUUUAAGCAAAAGACAUGAUCUGGAUGAUUUUGUGGAGAAGAUUGAUGGUUUGACGAAGCUGAAAAAAGAAAUUGCGUCUCUGCACGUCACAGUCCCUCUGGCCUUGUUCUGCCUCGACGCAUUAAAGCUGAAUGAGGCUCUUUGCUGUCGGACUCAGAAGCUGAAAGACAGGCUGAUUGAGUUCCAAGUGGAAGAAAACAGGGAGGUAAACCAGAGCAUUUGCAACCAGUACAGCAUAAUUGCAGACAAAGUCAGUGAAGUGCCUAUGACCACUGAGGAGCUGGUUGACACCACGGCCUAUUUGAAAAAAUCCAGUGACGUCACUGUCUUUAAGUUGCGCCGUGAAAUCAGGGAAGCUAUUUACAGACUGGAAUUCCUGAUGGACUACGCUGAUCUUCCUUGUGAUGAUAUAAAGCUGAACAGUACUGUUCUGCAUUGGCCGGAUGAGAUUGAGGUCAUCUUUGAAACCGCAAGGAAUCAGCUGAUGAACAGACGGGAUCAUGUGGAGCUCUGUCUCAUCAAAAGGUGCUCUGAAUUCGAGGCUAUUCUAGAAAAUUAUAACAAAGAAGUCGAAAGCUUCCGAAAGAAGGAUGUCAUGACCAUGGAAGAAAUGAAGAACAACGUUGAAAAGUUUAAUGAGUUGUCUAAGAAUUUGGAUGCUGCUCUUUCUGAAUAUGAAGCUAUUAAUAAGGAAGAGGAGCUACUGGAACGAGAGAAAAGCCAGUUUCCACUGCUGCAGACUAUCAUCACAAACAAAAUACCUUUUGAACAGCUUUGGGUGACUGCUUACAACUUCCAUACGAAGUCUGAGGAAUGGAUGAAUGGACCUCUCCUGCAGCUGAACGCUGAGGAAAUCAGUGAAGAUGUUGCCACCAUGUGGCGGACAAUGUACAAACUGACAAAGACCUUAGUAGAUCAACCUGGACCAAAGCGUUUAGCGGAGAAUGUGAAAUUUAAGAUCGACAAGUUCAAGCAACAUCUUCCUGUCCUCUCUAUUGCCUGCAAUCGAGGGAUGAAGGAUAGGCAUUGGGAACAGAUAAGUGAAAUAGUUGGAUAUGAGAUAAGACCUGAUGAAACUACAUCACUCAUGAACAUGUUGGAAUAUGGUCUAUCAAAAUACAUUGAUAAGCUAGAGCCUAUUGGAGCAGCAGCUAGCAAGGAGUACUCCCUAGAGAAAAACAUGGAGAAAAUGAAAUCGGAAUGGGCAAAUAUCUGUUUCACUUUUGUAAAAUACAGGGACACAGACACCAGCAUUCUGUCUGCAAUCGACGACAUCCAGCUUCUGCUGGAUGAUCACAUUGUCAAGACCCAGACAAUGUGUGGUUCUCCAUUCAUCAAACCGAUAGAGGGUGAAUGCCGGAGGUGGGAGGAGAAGCUUGUUCUGAUGCAGGAAAUUUUAGACAAUUGGUUAAAAUGCCAGGCAACGUGGCUUUAUCUGGAACCCAUAUUCAGCUCUGAGGACAUUAUUGCUCAAAUGCCAGAGGAGGGGAGGAAGUUUGGAAUAGUGGACAUGUACUGGAAGGACAUCAUGGUGCAAGCAGUGAAAGACACCAGAGUCCUGAUCGCCACUGAGCAGCCAAAGAUGUUGGACAGGCUUCAAGAAGCAAAUAUGCUUUUAGAAGACAUCCAGAAGGGUCUGAAUACUUACUUGGAAAAGAAAAGGUUAUUUUUCCCAAGAUUCUUCUUCCUUUCUAAUGACGAGUUGCUGGAGAUUUUGUCCGAAACCAAAGAUCCUCUCCGAGUGCAGCCACACUUGAAAAAGUGCUUUGAGGGAAUCGCAAAACUAGACUUUACGGAGAACAUGGAGAUUAUAGGCAUGAUCAGCUCAGAGAAGGAAAUUGUACCUUUUAUCAAGACAAUCUACCCAGCACAAGCCAAAGGCAUGGUUGAGAAGUGGCUGUCACAAGUAGAAAACAUGAUGCUGUCCAGUAUCAGAAAAGUCAUAGAAAGGGGCAUCGAAGGAUAUGAUCAGGUUCCCCGGAAUAAGUGGGUGCUGCAGUGGCCAGGACAAGUAGUUAUCUGUGUAUCAUCCAUCUUCUGGACAAAAGAAGUAUCAGAAGCCAUACAAGGAAAAACUCUACCUGCAUUUUUGGAGAAAAGCAACAAACAGAUUGGAGAAAUUGUUGAACUGGUCAGAGGGAAGCUGUCAGGCGGGGCCCGGCUCACCCUGGGAGCCCUCACGGUCAUUGAUGUGCAUGCACGGGAUGUUGUCGUAAAACUGUCUGAAGACAAAAUUUCAGAUCUGAAUGAUUUCCAGUGGAUUUCUCAGCUGAGAUAUUACUGGGAACAGGGAGAGGUGAUGGUCCGAAUGAUUACAACUGAAGCCAGAUAUGGCUAUGAGUACCUGGGCAACUCCCUUCGUUUGGUGAUAACGCCGCUGACCGACCGAUGCUAUAGAACAUUAAUGGGAGCUUUGAAACUAAACCUGGGAGGUGCUCCAGAAGGACCUGCGGGAACUGGCAAAACUGAAACCACCAAAGAUUUAGCAAAAGCACUGGCUAAGCAGUGUGUUGUCUUCAAUUGCUCUGAUGGUCUCGAUUACAAAGCCAUGGGGAAAUUCUUUAAAGGACUGGCACAGGCUGGAGCUUGGGCCUGCUUUGAUGAGUUCAACAGAAUUGAGGUUGAAGUUCUCUCUGUAGUGGCACAGCAGAUCCUCAGUAUUCAGCAGGCUAUUAUUCGAAAGCUGCGAACAUUUCUCUUUGAAGGCACAGAGAUUUCACUUAAUCCAACCUGUGCAGUAUUCAUCACUAUGAAUCCUGGAUAUGCUGGACGGGCAGAACUUCCUGAUAACUUGAAGGCUUUAUUCCGUACUGUAGCCAUGAUGGUUCCAGAUUAUGCUUUGAUUGGUGAAAUUUCACUUUAUUCAAUGGGAUUCCUUGACUCCCGAAGUCUUGCCCAGAAGAUUGUUGCUACCUAUCGUCUUUGCUCUGAACAGUUAUCAUCGCAGCAUCAUUACGACUAUGGGAUGCGUGCUGUAAAAUCGGUCCUGACAGCAGCAGGAAACUUAAAACUGAAGUACCCAGAUGAAAAUGAAAGUGUCUUGCUGCUCAGGGCUCUACUGGAUGUUAACUUAGCUAAAUUCUUGGCACAAGAUGUACCUCUGUUUCAGGGAAUCAUAUCUGAUUUAUUUCCUGGAGUGAUUCUGCCUCGACCAGAUUAUGAUCUCUUCAUCCAGGCACUGAAUAACAAUAUCGCAAAAAUUAAUCUUCAACCAGUUCCAUGGUUUAUUGGGAAAAUUAUUCAGAUUUAUGAAAUGAUGAUGGUUCGUCAUGGCUAUAUGAUUGUCGGGGAGCCGAUGGGAGGAAAAACCUACGCCUACAAAGUGCUUGCUAUGGCCCUUGGGGAUCUGAGCCAAGACCCUUCAACAGAAGAAUCUGCAGUUGAAUAUAGAAUUAUUAAUCCAAAAGCUAUUACCAUGGGACAGUUGUAUGGGUGUUUUGACCCUGUGAGCCACGAAUGGACAGAUGGCGUUCUUGCAACCACCUUCAGAGAACAAGCCAGCUCUACAACAGAGGACAGGAAGUGGAUUGUCUUUGAUGGUCCUGUUGAUGCUGUUUGGAUAGAGAACAUGAACACUGUGUUAGAUGAUAACAAGAAGCUGUGCCUAAUGAGUGGUGAAAUAAUUCAGAUGAGUGCAAAGAUGAGCCUAAUGUUUGAGCCAGAAGAUCUGGAACAAGCAUCUCCAGCUACUGUCAGCAGGUGUGGUAUGAUCUACAUGGAACCUCACCAGUUAGGCUGGAAGCCUCUGAAGGAUUCUUAUAUGAACACAUUGCCUCCAAACUUGAACACCGAACACAGAGAACUGGUUGACGACUUGUUCAUGUGGCUAGUUCAGCCUUGCUUGGAAUUUAUUCGCCAUCAUUGCAGGGUCAUGGUUCAGACAUCACCCAUCCAUCUCACUCAUUCCAUGAUGACACUGUAUACUGCUUUGCUCGAUGAAAUAAGGAGUUCCGGCGAAGAGGAUUCCGAGACCAUGUCCAGCCAGCAGAUCACCCUGUGGCUGCAAGGACUUUUCCUGUUCGCCUUGGUGUGGACCAUCGGGGGCACCAUCAACGCUGAGGGAAGGAAAAAAUUCGACCAUUAUUACCGGGAAGUUUUGAUGGGAAUGGACGACAACCACCCACGUCCCAAAAGCGUAAAGCUGACGAAGAACAACAUUUUUCCAGAUAGAGGGACCGUGUACGACUUUUACUUCCACAAGAUAGCCAGUGGACAGUGGAAUAAUUGGACAGAGUACAUUACAAAAGAAGAGCAAACCAUCCCUGCUGGAGUAAAGGUCUCCGAGCUUAUAAUUCCAACCAUGGAAACAGCCAGGCAGAGUUUUUUCCUGAAAACCUAUGUGGAGCAUGAAAUCCCAUUGCUCUUCGUGGGAACCACUGGUACAGGGAAAUCAGCGAUCACCAACAGCUUUCUGAUUAAUCUCCCAAAGACAAAGUACACUCCCAACUUCAUCAAUUUCUCUGCCAGAACUACAGCCAACCAGACCCAGGACAUUAUUAUGUCAAAACUGGACAGGAGAAGAAAAGGACUUUUUGGUCCACCAGCUGGAAAAAAGGCUAUUGUAUUUGUAGGACGUUUCACAAGGCACUUGAACAUUAUUUCUAUCAGUGCCUUCGAUGAUGAAAUUUUAACAAAGAUCUUUGCUUCCAUCGUUGACUGGCACUUCAGCAAAGGGUUUGAGGCCACUUUUCUGAGGCUUGGCAAAAUGAUGGUUCAUGCUACUAUGAACAUUUACAAGAUGGCUGUGGAAAACUUCCUUCCAACUCCUUCAAAAUCUCACUAUGUCUUCAACCUGCGCGAUUUCUCCCGGGUCAUCAGAGGAGUGUUGCUCUGCCCACAUACCCAUUUGCAGGAUGGGGAGAAACUGAUCAGGCUUUGGAUUCAUGAAGUUUAUCGGGUCUUCUAUGACCGCUUAAUAGAUGAUGACGACAGGAAGGUGUUUUUUAACAUGGUGAAAGAAACAACCUCUGAUUGCUUCAAGCAGAGUGUUGAUAAGGUAUUAAGCCACUUGUCUCCAACCGGAAAGAUCCAUGACGAUAACAUCCGGAGCCUCUUCUUUGGAGACUACUUUAAGCCACAAAGUGAUGCAAAGAUCUACGAUGAAAUAACAGACUUAAACAAGCUGACAUCUGUUAUGGAAUACUACUUGGAGGAGUUCAACCAGAUCAGCAAGGCGCCCAUGUCUCUGGUUAUGUUUAAAUUUGCCAUUGAGCAUAUCUCAAGGAUAUGCAGAGUACUGAAGCAGGAUAACGGCCACUUGCUGCUGGUGGGCAUCGGUGGGAGUGGCCGACAGAGCGCCACCAAGCUGGGCACCUUUAUGAAUUCGUAUGAACUCUUCAUGAUCGAAAUCACAAAGUUCUACACCACAAAUGACUGGAGAGAGGAUAUCAAGAAGGUCAUGUUGCAGUCAGGGGUGGCCAACAAAAACACUGUGUUCUUAUUCUGUGAUAACCAAAUAAAAGACGAGUCCUUUGUGGAGGACAUUAACAUGUUGUUGAACACGGGGGAUGUGCCUAACAUCUUUGCAGCCGAUGAGAAGGCUGACAUCGUUGAAAAAAUGCAGGGUGCGGCAAGGACCGAAGGCAAGAGAAUUGAAGCCACCCCUCUGGCCAUGUACAACUUUUUUACUGAACGCUUGAAGAAAAACUUGCACAUAGUUUUAGCAAUGAGUCCAAUUGGAGAUGCUUUCCGGAACCGCUUGCGAAUGUUCCCUUCGCUGAUCAACUGCUGCACUAUCGACUGGUUCCAAAGAUGGCCCACUGAUGCUUUGGAAAUGGUGGCCAACAAAUUCUUAGAGGAUGUGAAGCUGGAAGAUGAAAUCAGAAAAUCGGUUGUGUCCAUGUGUAAGUAUUUCCAAGAAAAUGUGAGAGAACUCUCCGUCAGCUAUUACAGCACUCUUCGAAGACACAAUUACGUAACACCAACAUCCUAUCUGGAAUUGAUUCUGACCUUUAAGGCGUUAUUAAAUAGUAAAAGGCACGAAGUGGAUAUGAUGAGAAAUCGCUAUCUUGUGGGCCUUCAGAAGCUUGAUUUUGCAGCUUCACAAGUUGCAGUGAUGCAAAAGGAGCUGACUGCUCUUCAACCGGAAUUAAUUCAGACCUCCACAGAAACGGAGAAAAUGAUGAUCCACAUAGAAAAAGAAACCGUUGAGGUGGAUGCCAAGAAGGAGCUUGUGGCUGCAGAUGAAAAGGAAGCCAAUGAAGCUGCAGCUAUUGCCCAGGGUAUUAAGGAAGAGUGCGAGGGGGACCUGGCGGAGGCAAUGCCAGCCCUGGAAGCUGCCCUUUCGGCUCUUGAUACCCUGAACCCUGCAGAUAUCUCCCUUGUCAAGUCCAUGCAGAAUCCACCAGGACCUGUCAAGCUGGUCAUGGAGAGCAUUUGUGUUAUGAAAGGAAUAAAGCCAGAAAGAAAGCCUGAUCCAAGUGGAAGCGGUAAAAUGAUAGAAGACUACUGGGGAAGUUCCAAAAAGGUUCUAGGGGAUCUGAAAUUCCUCGAAGGCCUGAAGACUUAUGACAAAGACAAUAUCCCAUCAGCUGUAAUGAAGAGAAUUAGAGAGAAGUUCAUCAACCAUCCGGACUUUCAGCCAGCUGUCAUAAAAAAUGUAUCAUCCGCCUGCGAAGGCUUGUGUAAAUGGGUGAGAGCCAUGGAAGUGUACGACCGUGUUGCAAAGGUGGUAGCUCCAAAACGUGAACGACUCAGGGAGGCUGAAGGUUUGCUCGCUGUACAGAUGCAGAAGCUCAAUACGAAGCGAGCAGAACUCAAGAAGGUGAUUGACCGCCUCCAGGACCUGAAUGACGAAUUUGAAGAAAUGAACAACCGGAAGAAAGAACUCGAGAACAACAUUGAAAUAUGCUCUCAGAAGCUGGACAGGGCUGAAAAGCUGAUCAGUGGCUUGGGAGGCGAGAAGGAUAGGUGGACGGAAGCAGCACGCCUGCUAGGAAUUAAAUACACUGACCUCACUGGGGAUGUCUUGUUAUCUUCAGGGACGGUGGCUUAUCUGGGAGCCUUUACCGUUGAUUACCGUACAGAAUGUCAGAAGAAGUGGCUGGCUUUGUGCAAGGAGGAGAAAGUCCCAUGCUCUACUGAUUUCAGCCUGAGUAACACUUUAGGGGACCCAGUCAAAAUCCGUGCCUGGCAGAUUGCCGGAUUGCCAAUUGAUUCCUUUUCAAUUGACAACGGCAUCAUUGUUUCCAACUCAAGACGGUGGGCUUUAAUGAUUGAUCCUCAAGGGCAAGCCAACAAAUGGGUCAAAAAUAUGGAAAAGGGCAAUAAGCUUUCCGUUAUCAAGUUGUCUGACACCAACUAUGUAAGGACUUUGGAGAACGCUAUCCAGUUUGGAACCCCAGUCUUGCUUGAAAAUAUUGGCGAGGAAUUGGAUGCGUUCUUGGAGCCGGUGCUGCUAAAGGCAACUUUCAAACAGCAAGGUGUGGAGUACAUGAGACUGGGGGAGAACAUUAUUGAGUACUCAAGGGAUUUCAAGUUUUACAUAACGACACGCUUAAGGAAUCCUCAUUAUCUUCCUGAAAUUGCUGUGAAAGUUUGUCUGCUCAAUUUUAUGAUCACCCCUCUAGGGCUUCAGGACCAGCUUCUUGGGAUUGUGGCUGCGAAGGAAAAGCCUGAGCUGGAAGAGAAGAAGAACAAGCUGAUUGUAGAAAGUGCAGCAAACAAGAAACAGCUGAAGGAGAUUGAAGACAAAAUCCUGGAAGUUCUUUCCAAGUCGGAAGGAAAUAUCUUAGAAGAUGAAACAGCCAUUAAAAUCCUCUCUUCUUCCAAAGAGUUGUCUGAAGAAAUAUCUGAAAAGCAGGAAAUUGCCACUAUUACAGAAAUGGAAAUAGAUGCCACCCGAAUGGGGUACAAGCCAGUGGCUGUUCAUUCAGCAACAGUCUUCUUUUGCAUUUCUGAUCUGGCUAACAUUGAACCAAUGUAUCAAUAUUCCCUGAUAUGGUUUAUUAACCUCUAUGUCCAGUCUCUUGCCAAUAGCAGGAAAAGCGAUGUUUUGGAAGAAAGGAUUGAAUUCAUAAUUGACCAUUUCACAAUCAGCAUCUACAACAACGUCUGCAGAUCCCUGUUUGAGAAGGACAAGCUUCUUUUCUCCCUACUUCUGACUAUAGGGAUCAUGAAAGGGAGAGAUGAGAUUGAUGAUGAGGUCUGGCGUUUCCUACUGACGGGUGGCGUUGCGCUUGAGAACCCGUAUGCGAAUCCUGCCCCAGAGUGGUUGUCUGACAAAUCGUGGGCCGAAAUUGUGCGUGCCUCGGGGCUGAAAAACUUGCGUGGGCUGUUGGAUCAUGUGGAGUCCAAUGUCACAGAAUGGAAACUGAUUUAUGAUUCUGCCAAACCUCACGAAGAAGAGUUUCCCGGUGAAUGGAAUCUGGUCACGGGUCUUGACCGCAUGGUCAUCCUCCGAUGCCUGAGACCAGAUAAAAUCAUCCCAGCCACCCAACUGUUCAUCUCAGACAACAUGGGGAAGAUAUAUAUCGAACCCCCAACAUUUGAUCUUGUUGGAAGUUACCAUGACUCCAACUGCUGCGCACCUCUGAUUUUUGUUCUGUCGCCAGGUGCUGAUCCCAUGGCAGGCUUGUUGAAGUUUGCUGAUGAUCUUGGCAUGGAAAGCAUCCAGACUAUUUCACUUGGCCAGGGCCAAGGCCCAAUCGCAGCAAAGAUGAUUAAUCAGGCUAUCGUGGACGGGACUUGGGUUGUGCUGCAGAACUGCCAUCUCGCAACCAGCUGGAUGCCUGCUUUGGAAAAAAUCUGUGAAGAGGUUAUAGUACCUGAGAAUACUCAUACCAAGUUCAGAUUGUGGCUGACUAGUUAUCCAUCCGAAAAGUUUCCUGUCAGCAUUCUCCAGAACGGAAUAAAAAUGACCAACGAGCCACCUAAAGGGGUGAGAGCAAAUCUCCUUCGAUCCUACCUCAACGACCCCGUUUCUGACCCCAUGUUCUUUAACAGUUGCGAAAAGAAAGAAAUUUGGCAGAAGCUGCUGUUUGGCCUCUGCUUCUUCCAUGCUCUUGUGCAAGAAAGAAGAAACUUUGGUCCAUUAGGUUGGAACAUUCCUUAUGAAUUCAAUGAAUCUGAUCUGAGAAUCAGCAUGCGGCAGAUUCAGAUGUUUCUGAAUGAAUAUGAAGAAACCCCAUUUGAAGCUCUCACAUAUCUUACAGGCGAAUGCAACUAUGGUGGGAGGGUAACGGACGACAAGGACAGGCGUCUCCUCCUCUCUCUUCUUUCAAUUGUGUAUUGCAAAGACGUAGAAGUCCUGGAAAACUAUCAGCUUUCCCCAGGGGGGGAAUAUUUCGUACCAUCCUUUGGGACAUACCAGUCCUACAUAGACUACUUGAGAAGUCUGCCAAUUAUAACCCACCCCGGAGUAUUUGGGCUACACGAGAAUGCAGAUAUCACAAAGGAUAACCAAGAGACCAACCUGCUUUUCAAUAGUGUCUUGCUGACUUUGCCCCGACAAGCAGGUGGCGGCGGCAAAUCUCCACAGGAAACGGUAGAGGAACUGGCACAGGACGUCCUGUCCAAGUUACCACAAGACUUUGACCUAGAAUAUGUGAUGGAAAUGUACCCAGUACUUUACAGGGAGUCCAUGAACACAGUUCUUAGGCAAGAACUUAUCAGGUUCAACAGGCUUACAGAGGUUGUACGCAGCAGCCUUGUCAACCUACUUAAAGCCAUCAAAGGCCAGGUGCUGAUGUCUUCAGAACUCGAGGAUGUCUUCAACAGCAUGCUUGUAGGCAAAGUGCCUCCUAUGUGGGCAGCCAAAUCCUACCCAUCCUUGAAGCCUAUGGGGAGUUACGUGUCUGACCUUCUCAUGAGGCUGGUCUUCUUUCAGGAGUGGAUCAAUCACGGACCUCCAAUUGUGUUUUGGAUUUCCGGUUUCUACUUUACUCAGUCCUUCUUGACAGGAGUUUCACAGAACUAUGCCAGGAAAUACACCAUCCCAAUAGAUCACAUUGGAUUUGAAUUUGAGGUGAUGACACAGGAGCACAGUAUGACUCAGUUGCCUGAAGAUGGAGCCUAUGUGAAAGGGCUUUAUCUGGAAGGGGCCCGCUGGGACAGGGAGACCAUGCGGAUUGGAGAGUCUUUUCCCAAAAUCCUCUACGACUUCCUGCCCAUCAUUUGGCUGAAACCUGGAGAGAGCUCCAAAUUUUUGCACGAAGGGAUUUACCUGUGCCCCGUCUACAAAACCAGUGCCAGGAGAGGCACCCUGUCCACCACUGGCCACUCCACCAAUUACGUGCUCUCCAUUGAGCUCCCUUCCGAUUUGCCCCAGAAGCACUGGAUCAAUAGGGGCGUAGCUGCGCUUUGCCAGCUCGACGACUAAAUGGUUGGCGUCAUAUGCCUGUGCUUUCUGAUGAAAAAGCACGGCUACAACCAUCGCCCCUUUGAAAAGAAAGAAGUCUCUGGCUACAACCAUCGCCCCAUUGAAAAUAAAGAAAA